CUCUCUCUCGCGCGUGACCCACUACCGCCUUCCUUAGUCUCGUGGACGUUGGAGUACCAGCUUCCAGGCUCUCUUUCCUUUCCUUCUUUGACUAGGCUCCUUUUUGCUCCUUCAUUCUUCUGUAUAUAAGAAGGAAAGAAUCUGUAAAAGCCUAUUCAAUUCCAUUCAAUUACUUCUUUAUUUUCCUAUUGCCAGUUUGUACUUCUCUCUGCCGUUCUUCAGUUACUCUCUCCUUCAAUUGAAAUAUGGCGGAGAGCUGAAUCAGAAACGCCAAGUUUCGAGAAAUUCCUAUCUGGGUCUUCUUCUUUUUCUUAUUUUCCUUGAAGAUCCUUGAGUUUUCGAUGCGGAGAUGGCAUAGAAUUCAAUAGAAUCGUCAGAAGCAAGGUGCUUUGAAGUAUUGAGUAGGAAUUCAAAUAAACCGCUCGAGUUAGAAGACCCAGAAGUUUGUUGAGUUCUCUAGGCGACAGAGACAAAUUCUUCGACAGAAUCAUUGGAGUUGUAGAUGCAGAAGGUUCAAUUGGAAAUUUUCCGUUGGAGGCAGACAAGAUAUUGCUGAUAGGAACAUAUGAUAUUGUUGAGGUUUGAUUCAAGACAGAUCUACAAUUCUGUAGAAUCCUUGAAAUAAAACACAGAGAAGAUAGAAGACCCGAAACCAUUUUUUUUUUUCUUUUCCACCGUUAAAGGAUGCAGCCUCAGGUGGCUCCGUUACAGGAAGGAAAGGAUUCGACCGCCAGAGCCCCGUCCAGGGCUUUCCAAUUAAAUCUCCUCAAGUUCUUUGCACUGUUUUUGAUUCUGGGUCUUGGGGCUUCUGUCCUUAGCAUGUACAUGAUGCGGCAGUUUGGAGCUCUAAACCUUGUUCCCACACCAAGCUCUGUUUAUCUGCCAUGCGUUGAAGAAUCAACUAAUCUCGAUCGUUGGAUCAAACCCCCAUCUAGUUUGAUGCACUCAAUGAAUGAUGAAGAGCUAUUUUGGCGUGCGUCUUUUGUUCCUCGCAUAAAUAAGUAUCCCUUUAGAAGGGUUCCUAAGGUUGCGUUCAUGUUCUUGACAAGAGGGCCUUUGCCACUAUCUCCUCUCUGGGAGAGGUUUCUAAAAGGGCAUGAAGCGCUUUACUCAAUCUACAUCCAUUCGCUGCCAUCUUACCAUCCUGAUUUCUCGUCGACAUCAGUAUUCUAUCGACGACAGAUCCCUAGCAAGGUGACAGAGUGGGGGCAGAUGAGUAUGUGCGAUGCGGAGAGACGUCUCCUUGCAAAUGCAUUGCUUGAUAUCUCCAAUGAAUGGUUUGUCCUCCUGUCCGAGUCGUGCAUCCCUCUCUUCAACUUCAGCAUCAUUUACACAUAUUUUUUGAGAUCCCGGCAUAGUUUUGUCGGUGCGUUCGAUGAUCCCAGCCCGCAUGGAAGAGGACGUUACAACCCAAGAAUGGCGCCUGAGGUCAACAUCACAGAGUGGCGUAAAGGGGCCCAAUGGUUCACUGUUAAUCAGAAGAUUGCAGUUAGUAUGGUUAGAGACACCAAGUUCUACCCAAAAUUUAAGGAAUUCUGUCGACCAGGAUGCUACGUUGAUGAACACUAUUUCCCGACCAUGCUGACCAUCGAAGAGCCACGUCUCAUAGCGAACCGAAGUGUUACUUGGGUGGAUUGGUCAAGGGGUGGGGCCCACCCCGCAACGUUUGGGAAACCCGAUAUUACAGAGGCAUUUCUAAAUAGAUUGCUUGAGGGCCAUAGCUGUUUGUACAAUAACCAGCCCUCUUCGGUCUGUUUCCUUUUUGCUCGGAAGUUUGCUCCCAGUGCUUUGGAGCCUCUAUUGGAAUUCGCACCCAAGUUCUUUGGGUACGGCUGAUGAUGAAAGUGUCACCGGAGAAACAAUGGCAGCAGAAGAAGAGCUGACAAAGAUCGUGAAUACAACAAGGUCAUUUGUGAAAUUCUUGAGAAUUUAUUACAUCAAGGUCGGUUCUGAAAUGCACCCUCUUUAGUAGAUAGAAGUCACCUUCUUAUACGUAGGUUUGCUAGCCCCACAUGCACCGUCUACAUACAGUUUUACACACAGCGCACGUGCUAAGCCCACAUGCAUGUGGGUCAUCUGAGUCCUGGAUAGGGCAGGCCUCGAUGCGAAAAUGAUCUGUGCGAACAUUAUGGCAGCCCCACUCAUCAUGUGCAGAAACCCUUCAUGAAAUGAUGGACGGUUUAGAGAAAACUCGGUGAAGGUCUGGAUAUGAAGCAUGUGCAUAGCCUGCCUCAUGAACAGACACCUGAUUCUUACGUCCCACAGCGGAUCCAACCUCAUACAUGGUUACUCCUACAUGUGUGCCAGUUUGUCACAUGAAGGUGUGCGUUGGGAGGGUGCAUGUGGGGCUAGCAAAUCUCUCAUAUAUAAGCUUACACACAUAAAUUAGCAACUGUAUUUCUCCACAGCAUUUUCAGAUGUACAAUUAAAACUAUUGCCCGCCUUUUAUAAUAUCAUCGAUUCUCUCGUGGUUUUCAAAAUU
Molecule: messenger RNA, 2482 nt
Organism: Magnolia sinica
Lineage: Eukaryota; Viridiplantae; Streptophyta; Magnoliopsida; Magnoliales; Magnoliaceae
Product: glycosyltransferase BC10-like
Exons: 5
Coding region: 685-1836 (383 amino acids)
Cellular component (GO): membrane
Molecular function (GO): glycosyltransferase activity
Source: RefSeq, a predicted model, not a curated record